Molecule: messenger RNA, 693 nt
Organism: Penicillium hordei
Lineage: Eukaryota; Fungi; Ascomycota; Eurotiomycetes; Eurotiales; Aspergillaceae
Exons: 2
Coding region: 1-693 (230 amino acids)
Source: RefSeq, a predicted model, not a curated record
AUGACUCUUGAAAUUUGCAGCAAUAUCACUGGAAUCACCACCAACCCACACAAUACCGCUCUCACGCCAGGUGGUUCUUCUGGCGGAGAAUCAGCAGCCCUGCAAGCCCUCUAUGGCAGCCCUCUGGGAAUUGGCUCUGAUAUAGAUCCAGGCGGUAGUAUUCGCUCCCCCGCCGCCAAUUGUGGCCUCUACGGCCUAAAGCCAUCCACCGGUCGACUGCCACUAAUCGGAUGCGUUUCCUAUGUUCUAGAGUGUGAGACCAUUAUAAGAACACUGAGGCCUAUUUCACCAACAUUUAGCGGUAUCGGGCUUUUCAUGAAAAUGAUCAUCGAAUCAAAGCCUUGGAUCACGGACUCGAUGAUGCUCCCAAUCCCCUGGAGAGACCAGGAUGAACACAUUCACCGGGAUAACAAGAAGCUAACCGUCGGUGUGAUGUGGACCGAUGAUGUCGUUGCUCCCGCAUUCCCCACGCCCGCCCCCCUUCACAACACCUCGAGGUACUGGGGUUACACUUCUUUAUUCAAUCUUCUCGAUUAUUCUGCCCUUGUGUUCCCCGUUACAAAGGUGGAUCCUGAGAGAGGUGCCAAGGACGCCACUUACACCCCAAAGAACGAAUUCGACAGCUGGUCGUACGAGCAUUAUGACCCGGUAAAGCAGAAGGAUGCACCUGUCUCUUUGCAGCUAGUUGCCUAG